Chrysoperla carnea is the source of this 1102-nucleotide messenger RNA. Its product is annotated as zinc finger protein 271-like. The transcript has 2 exons. Gene Ontology annotation, cellular component: nucleus. The record is from RefSeq and is a predicted model, not a curated record. NCBI's taxonomy places the organism in Eukaryota, Metazoa, Arthropoda, Insecta, Neuroptera, Chrysopidae. Bases 1 to 795 code for a protein of 264 amino acids. Gene Ontology annotation, biological process: regulation of transcription by RNA polymerase II. Gene Ontology annotation, molecular function: DNA-binding transcription factor activity, RNA polymerase II-specific; RNA polymerase II transcription regulatory region sequence-specific DNA binding.
AUGUUUUCAUUUAAACAUAAAAGAUCACACACGGGGGAAAAACCAUUUUCAUGUGAUAUUUGUAAUAAAAGUUUUAAACAUCAAUGUCAUUUAAUUGAACAUAAACGGACUCACACGGGAGAAAAACCAUUUUUGUGUGAUAUUUGUAGUAAAACAUUUUCACGUGAAAGUACUUUAGUGAAACACAAACAGAUUCACAGUGGAAAUAAACCAUUUUCCUGUGAUAUGUGUAACAAAACAUUUACGAGUCAAACUAGUUUAAUUCAACAUAAACGAAUACAUAACGGAGGAAAACCAUUUUUAUGUGAUAUUUGUAACAAAACAUUUAAUCAACAAAGUCAUUUAAUUGAGCAUCAACGAAUUCACACCGGAGAAAAACCAUUUUUAUGUGAUAUUUGUAGUAAAUCAUUUACUCACGGGAGUACUUUAGAUAAACAUAAACGGAUUCACAGUGGCGAAAAACCAUUUUCUUGUGAAACUUGUAAUAAAACGUUUACACUUCGAUAUCAAUUAGUUCGGCAUGCACAUAUUCAUGCUGAAGAAAAACCAUUUUCGUGUGAUAUCUGUUUUAAAGCGUUUACUAGACCCGCUAGUUUAGUCGAACAUAAGCGGACACAUACGGGAGAACGAUCAUUUUUGUGUGAUGUUUGUAAUAAAACAUUUAAUAAGAAAAGUAAUUUAGUUAAACAUAAAUUAAUUCAUACGGGAGAAAAACCAUUUUCGUGUGAUAUUUGUAGUAAAUCAUUUACUGAUAAAAGUAAUUUAAAUAAACAUAAACGGAGUCACGUUGGAUAAUAAAAUCAAUAAUUACAUAAAAAAUAAAAUGUCCGACUGCGUUAAAUAAUGUCUGAAAUCAAAUAAACAAGUGUAGUAGUUUUCAUAUAGCAACUUUAACAGUCGGAACCCAGUAUUGGGAAGGUUUAAGCUGGUCCUGAUUUUAAUGGGCCCCGACUUCAGGCUUUAUUUAACGCAAUCGGAUAUUUUUUGAAAUUUCCUUUAUUUUGAUACCCCGAAAAAUCCGCCGCGGCAGUAGGUCUGACAUACGAAACCUCGAUAACGCGUUCUAAAUGGAGCAUAGAAUAUUAUACAUAGAGAACGCCAU